UCACCCUUAGCCAUCAUGAGUGUGCCGUGCUCUGACCAGGAGUUAAGGCCGGUGAAGGCGAAGGUUGCAAGUUUGCCCCCGGGUGUGACUGCGGAGCGGUGUUGGUGCGGCCGUCUUGCUAAGGUUAAGCAGGUGGAGGAUUUCUCCGACCAGUUUGGCAUGAAAUUUUUCAUGUGUGGGAGCUAUGAGCAUGAUCCACCCCGUAGUUCAGCUUCGUCGUCCACCAGGCCGCCGUCUCCCCCGCCCCUAUGCAAAUGGUUUCACUGGAUAGACACGGAGCAGCCGGAUUGGGCGCGUCAGGAGGUUGAGGAGAAACACCGGCGUGCGUGGGCAACGUUCUUUGAGGAGGAGCGUUGGGAAAAGGUUCGUGCUAAUGAAAAAGCGAGAGCGAGAGAGGCGGAUACUGAAACUUAG
Messenger RNA from Lolium perenne, 414 nucleotides. The record is from RefSeq and is a predicted model, not a curated record. NCBI's taxonomy places the organism in Eukaryota, Viridiplantae, Streptophyta, Magnoliopsida, Poales, Poaceae.